Eptesicus fuscus (big brown bat) is the source of this 2126-nucleotide messenger RNA. RefSeq names its product solute carrier family 22 member 14-like. NCBI's taxonomy places the organism in Eukaryota, Metazoa, Chordata, Mammalia, Chiroptera, Vespertilionidae. Gene Ontology annotation, biological process: transmembrane transport. The coding region runs from base 61 to 1923 and encodes 620 amino acids. The transcript is spliced from 11 exons. Gene Ontology annotation, molecular function: transmembrane transporter activity. The record is from RefSeq and is a predicted model, not a curated record. Gene Ontology annotation, cellular component: membrane.
CACCAGAGGAACCCAAAGGUUCUGCUGCCAACCGCCUGGUUAGGCCUGGAGUAUGCUCAGAUGGCUGGUAAAGACAAUCCAGUGGAGCUCCAAUCCCAGCCUUCCUACAGGAACUUACAACGGCAUGAGGCGGCAGGACGCCGCCGUUCCUGGUCUGUGGAGUUGUUACGCAAGUUGAGGACCAUGGAAAUCAACCAGAAUGACAAGUUUGCCAAUAUCAUGGAAGCGGUGGGGACAUUUGGCCCAUUCCAGAGAAGGCUGGUGGCCCUGGCCUUCAUCCCCAACCUUCUGGCAGUUGUAUUCAUGUAUGCCGACCUCUUCGUGGCCGCAGAGCAGAAGGCCUAUUGCAACACCAGCUGGAUCCUGGCUGUGGGCCCUAACCUGUCAGUGGCUGAGCAGCUGAAUCUGACCCUGCCCCGGCACAGCAAUGGCAGCUUCAUGACAUGCAGCAUGUUCCUGCCUGUGACCUGGGAUCUGGAUUCCAUCAUCAAGUUUGGCCUCAACUACACACAGUCAUGCAGCCAGGGGUGGAUCUAUCCUGAGAGCAAGAGGAGAUCAGUAAUCAAUGAGUUUGAUCUGGUGUGUGGUGAGGACUUUUCCCCGGAAGCCGUGCAGUCCAUGUUCCUGACGGGCCUCCUGACAGGGGCACUCAUCUUCGGGUUCAUAAGUGACAAGAUUGGCCGCUACCCCUCCAUGCUGCUUUCGAAUGUGGGGAUAAUCAUCUUUGGCGUUGGGACAGCCUUCGUCAACAGCUUUCAGCAGUACCUGUUCUUCCGCUUUGGGGUGUCCCAGUCCCUGGUGGGCCACACCAUCAGCAGCAUGGCUUUAACUGUUGAGUGGCUAGUGGGCGAGCACCGGGCCCACUCCAUCAUCCUGAGCCAGAGCUUUUAUUCUCUGGGGCUCAUGUUCCUGAGUGGGCUUGCCUACAGCCUUCCCCACUGGCGGUUGCUGUUUCUGUUAGGCACAGCCCCUGUGGUAUUCCUCGUCUCCUUUAUCUGGAUUUUCCCAGAGUCCCCUCGGUGGCUGUUGGUGAAGGGGAAGGUGGAGGAGGCCAAGCAGGUACUGCGCCGUGCAGCCGAGAUAAACAAGACGACCAUUCCUAUAAGUCUGUUGGACAAGCUACAGGUGCCUGGAAAGAAGGUGACUAAUGCCUCAAUCCUGGACUUCUAUAAUAACAGGCAACUGCGCAAGGUGACCUUGGUGAUGGGCUGUGUGUGGUUUACUAUUGGUCACAGCUAUUCUACGCUGACCUUGAAGAUGAAGGAUUUUGGUGUGAAGCACCAGAUGAGCGAGAUAAUUCCUGGCAUGAUGGGGAUGCCUGCCCGGCUGUGCUGCAUCUUUCUUUUUGAGCAGUUUGGGAGGAAGUGGUGUAUGGCUGGGGCUCUCAUCCAAGGCAGCUUCAUGAACUUGCUUGUCCCUUUCAUCCCCUCAGAGUUGAAAACCACGAUGAUGUUGUUGAUCCUGGUGGGACAACUCAGCCUGGCCGCCUUGAUCAGCAUGUUCUUCGCCUACAGUGCGGAGCUCCUGCCUACCAUCCUCAGGACAACGGGUCUGGGGCUGCUGACUCUGGCCUGGGCAUCUGGAAACAUGGUGUCCCUGUUACUCAUCAGCUGGAGUCCGCCCUCCGUAACCAAUUAUAUUAUCUACGUCUCAACCAUUUUGUCCCUGUCCCUCUUCUAUAUGCUUCCAGAGACGAAGAAUAAGCCCCAUGUCGAUAUUCUGGAGCAGUUUACCUCGUACAGAAGGGCCUUUAGCUGGGAUAUGAGCAAAGAAGACUUGUUGGCUGAGGAGAAAUUAUAUAGUGAACUGAAUGAGGAAGUGGCAAAGAACACCCUUUUCAAUGCCAUGAUGGAACCGGAACCAGACUUAUUCAGCCCACCUUUGACUACCAAAGAAGUGUCCACAAGCAGUCAGGAAGCCUGAGGGCCAGGCCCUCGGAAGAUCUCGGAUGGAGUUGAGUGGCUGAGUAUGGGGCCGUGAACUUCAAGCCGCAAAUUCUGGGCCAAGUUCAGCUUCGGGGACAGGGUCAGCCCUACUCUGAGGUUAGCCCUCGAGAUCCAAAAAUAGCUCCUCUGGGGGGAGCUAAGGCGUGAUUAAUUCUAAUAAAGGUACCAUGUUAGACUUGA